This is a messenger RNA of Podarcis muralis (Common wall lizard), 2608 nucleotides long. RefSeq names its product sclerostin (gene SOST). Gene Ontology annotation, biological process: negative regulation of BMP signaling pathway; ossification; negative regulation of Wnt signaling pathway. The record is from RefSeq and is a predicted model, not a curated record. Lineage: Eukaryota; Metazoa; Chordata; Lepidosauria; Squamata; Lacertidae. Gene Ontology annotation, molecular function: BMP binding.
CCCCUCCCACUCCCUUGCCAUUGGCCGGCCGGUUUCCAAGAAGGAAUUUAAAAAGGAGGCCUUGGUUUUGCAUCGCUUAGGCUCCAAGAGGACAAGAAGACCGAAAGGCAUCUCUCCCACAGCCUUCCCCACUGCUGCCUGGCCUGAAAUAUGCAGACGUCUCAGGCUCUCUGCUCUUUCUGCAUCUUCUUCCAAGUCUUCCUCCCUUCAGGGCGAGGCUGGCAAGUGCUUAAAAACGAUGCCACGGAGAUCGUGCCCGACUUCCCGGAGAAUACCGAGCCGCCGGCUGAGCAACCGUACGUCCAGAGUGACAAUGACACCAUGAACAACCGGGCGCAGCAAGGAGAGAGGCACCUGCAAGUUGCCCUGGGCAGGACGGAACCCCUGGAGUUCAGCUGCCGGGAAACAUACUCGACCCGCUACAUCACUGACGGUCUGUGCCGCAGCAUCAAGCCGCUAAGGGAGCUGGUCUGUUCCGGCCAGUGCCUCCCCUCCCACCUCCUCCCCAAUUCCAUUGGCAAGGGGAAAUGGUGGAGGCAGAAUGCCUUGGAUUACCGCUGCAUCCCGGCGCACAGCCGCUCCCAGCGCAUCCAGCUGGCCUGCCCCGACGAGGAGCUGCGGACUAUCAAGAUCAGAGCCGUCACUGCUUGCAAAUGCAAGCGCUACACCCGCUACCACAACCGUUCCCAGCUCAAGGAUUUCAGCAAAGAGGCCGCCCGGCCCCAGAAGAACAAAAAGCCACGUCUCUCCAGGGCUAGGGGCAGUAAGGCCAACCAGCCGGAGCUGGAGAACUCCUACUAAGCGGAGGGGCCGUUGGCGAGGCCCAGCCCAGAUUUUUGUUUUCUGCAUGGUCCACCCUCUCUUUUCAUUGUUGUUGAUGGCGACUGGAUAAACAUGGAAUGGAGUGAGCGGGGGAUGGUGUCGAGGGGUCUCCAUGGCCGCCGCCCCGGUUGGAGGUUCAGAGCUCAUGCAGCCCAAAAGCUAUCCGACUCUCCUCAAGGUGGUCGGACGAGAGAGGUGAAGGGUGGGGUGGGGGGAAUGGACAGAGCGAAACUGAGCUGGAGGAGGCCUGAGAGGUGAUUCGCUCAGAGGGUCCGCAAGGGGUGGUGUGAUUCGAAAGGCCAAAGCAAGUGAGCAGGGCCAACUUGUUCCGCUGCCUCCCUUUCCUUGCCCUGACUCUGUUUGACAAAGGACUGGCGCCUCUCUGCGAAAGCAAACAUCAGUUUAGAACCAGGUGACAUCUCUCCAGGUGUGUGCUCACCUGCACGCCUUCUCUGCUAUCCUUGCUUCUUCACAUGUCGCACAUUAAUGCGUCGCUCCUUGUUGUGCCGCAGCAUUGCCUGAACUAUGUGCUAAGGUCUUGGUCAGCGGGACGUAUUUGCUUCCUGUCCUGUGAUCUGUUGGGUUGCCCCUCCAUUCACCAGGAGAAAUGGGACACUUACAAAAUUAAAAAUGAAAUCACGCCUUAUUGUACAGUGCCAAAUGCACACAUGUCUUUGCAGACAGCUUACUUUGUAAGGGCAAGUUGGACCAGGAAACCCAAAAGAACCGGGGGGGGGGGGAGAGAUUUUAAAACCAUGCAGUAUUGUACAGAGCCUGACUUGUACAUAAAUACAGGGUGCUCGAAGGCUGAAUGUGGCUUGCUAUUUUAGGGUCAGAAAGUAUAUACCAUGCAGCAGCCUUUUACUAGUAUUCUGGGAGUCCCAAUUUUUUUUUAAAAAGGGAAAGGCAAAACAAGUUUCUAGUCCUCAAAGUGGCAGGAAAAAAUAUUUCUUUUUGGGCAGGGGGUGUUUUUUAGGAACACAAGGGCAAUUCAGAGGGGACCCAGAUUCAUUUGCUCCAGUCAAGUGGAUUCAAUCUGUUUGUGGAAAUAGGUUUCUAAACGUGGACCAGAUAUGCUAGCUGUGCAGAAGUUAGAAGUCUGUACCAUGGAGUUACUCCUUUCGUUUGUGAUGUGUUCAUCAACAGGUGCGUCAACCUCGGCACAUGUGGAGCCACCCUUGUGUUCCCUUGUUUGUCUUGACCAUUCGUUGAUUCUUAGGAUGCCGUCGAUCUGGUGCAACUCAGUAUAAUGUGGCUUGUCGGUUUAGGCAUUUGCCACUCCCCCCCCCCAGCCUUUGAUCUGGAUUAGAACUAGAAUGUUGUUUCUCAAUGCCAACACACAGCUGAUGCUCAAAAGCUGUUCUCUGCAACAAUGAGGGCUAAAAACCUCCUUUUAAAACACUGAGGAAGACCUUUUCUCUGCUGCAGCAGCAACAAUAAUAACCAAGGAUAAAGAAUUUCCAUUGCACUCGAUAAAAACCUUUUGUGCAGGAAGUCAUAGAUACUCCCAUUUUGCUCCAGCGAGGCUUGCAGUCCGAGCCCAUGGGUGCAAGUCUCACUGUAGUCAAAAGGGGCUUCUUUCAUAUGUGUUAGUUUUGCGUCCGUUACAAUCCUAUCCAUUCCUUCUCAGAAGUAAUUCCCACUGAUUUCAGCAGAGCUUAGGGAUGAUUCACAUUUAACUUUCCUCUGCUCUUUCCAGGCACGGUCCGUGCUUUAAUGCUCUGUGUCUGAGCACCUUUUUUUUUCUUUCCCUCCAGAGAUUUUCCACAAAAACCAGCUCUUUAAA